This is a messenger RNA of Bipolaris maydis ATCC 48331, 186 nucleotides long. The record is from RefSeq and is a predicted model, not a curated record. Lineage: Eukaryota; Fungi; Ascomycota; Dothideomycetes; Pleosporales; Pleosporaceae.
UGGACUGAGAAUGGAUGCACUCAUAUUGAAAAGAGUUGAGUUUAGCUAUGUGGCGACAAUGUCUUUUGACGAUUUGCUCGAUGGAGAAUUGAUGGUGCCCUUUCAUGUCGCGGAAGAGCGCAUCUUCUGCGUAUAUAUGCACAAAUUUCCUGCUCUUACAUAUGAUGGAUGGUAAUUCACAUGGUU